Trematosphaeria pertusa is the source of this 2193-nucleotide messenger RNA. RefSeq names its product phenylalanine ammonia-lyase. The transcript is spliced from 2 exons. Gene Ontology annotation, cellular component: cytoplasm. Lineage: Eukaryota; Fungi; Ascomycota; Dothideomycetes; Pleosporales; Trematosphaeriaceae. Gene Ontology annotation, biological process: L-phenylalanine catabolic process. Gene Ontology annotation, molecular function: ammonia-lyase activity. The coding region runs from base 1 to 2193 and encodes 730 amino acids. The record is from RefSeq and is a predicted model, not a curated record.
AUGAGGAACGCCACCGCGCAUGCUCGGCUAGUCAUCUUACAGUGGGAGACGACCAAAAAGCCAAAUUGCGCCGUUGUUGUGGACGGCGAAUCUCUGAAUCUGGCCAAAGCUGCACUCGUUGGAAAGCGCAGGGCUGCCGCCGCCUUAUCCAACGACUGCGCGGUCAAGAAGAAGAUUGACCAGAGCGUGGAAGUCUUGCGAGCGCAGCUUGAUCGAGGCUCUACAAUUUACGGCGUCAAUACGGGCUAUGGAGGAAGUGCAGACGUGCGGUGCGAACCGCACGAGGUGCAUAAGCUCCAACAAGCGUUUCUUCAGCACCUGAAUUGUGGAGUACUGCCUGUUCCUUCACUAGGCGGCGGCCUUGCCGACGCGACUUCAUCUUCGUUAAAGGAAGAGUGGGUGCGUGCAGCCAUGCUGAUACGUGCAAACUCCGUUGCGCGUGGCCAUUCUGCCGUCCGCUCAUCGACAAUUGAAGCCCUUUUGGAACUCCUAAAUCGCGACAUCGUGCCGGUCAUACCUACGCGCGGGAGCAUAUCUGCCUCAGGGGAUCUCUCGCCCCUUUCUUACGUCGCCGGUGUACUAGAGGGCAAUCCGCGCAUCUAUUGCUGGACCGGCCCGGCAGACAAUCGACAAAUCAUCGCUGCGUCUGCAGCUCUUCAAGCGGCUAACAUCCAGCCCACAGUUUUCGAACCAAAGGAGGCACUUGGGCUCGUCAAUGGGACAGCAAUAUCUGCUGCUGCCGCGGGUCUCACUCUUACUUCCCUGCACAGCAUACUUUCGUUGAGCCAGCUGCUCACAGCCAUGCACGUCGAAGCUAUUCUCGGAACGGCGACUUCCUUCGCACCUUUCAUCUCAACAGUUCGACCACAUCCUGGCCAGGCGCAGGUAGCAUCGACCAUUUUCUCCGCACUUGAAGGCUCCAAGCUAGCCACGGGCAUCCUCGAGAGUCACGGCCAUACCCUUUUCCAGGACCGUUAUUCUCUGCGUACGGUGCCACAGUGGCUUGGCCCCUUCGUAGAGGACCUUCUACUUGCACAGGAGCAACUCACUGUGGAGCUCAACAGCACAACGGAUAAUCCCCUCAUUGAUCCAGCCACAGGCGACAUCUACCACGGCGGCAAUUUCCAAGCAGUAUCCGUGACAUCUGCAAUGGAAAAGUCCAGACUUGCGGCUCAAGCCAUGGGACGCAUGCUCUUCUCCCAAUUUACCGAACUCGUCAACCCAGCCACGAACCGUGGGCUCCCCCCAAAUCUCUGCGCCGAUGAGCCAUCUACCAGCUUCACGAUGAAGGGCGUGGACACAAACAUGGCUGCGUAUAUGUCCGAGCUGUCUUUCCUUGCGAACCCGGUGCACAACCACGUCGUGUGCGCGGAGAUGGGGAAUCAAGCCUUGAACUCGCUUGCGCUGGUGAGCGCGCGGUACACGGACACGGCUGUCGACAUUCUCGCCAUCAUGUGCGCAUGCACGCUGUACGGUGUGUGUCAAGCGCUCGAUCUGCGGUCCAUGAUGCGCAUUUUCGAGGGGAAGCUGAAGGAGUCCUUCGAUAAGAGCAUUACUGUCUUGCAAGAGUGGUUCGGUGUUUCGGAGGAAUGGGGCGUGGGUGCGAGAACAAAGAUCUGGGAGUACGUGAAAGUGGAGCUGGACAAGACCACCACACUGGAUGCAAGAGAUCGAUUCAGGAGAAUAAUGACAGGCAUUAAGGCACCCCUGCUCGAACUCUUGGGAGAGGAGUGCUUGAACGCGAGUGACAUACUGUUCCACAUCAAGGAAUGGACGGAGACGAGUACGGCGGACGCUGUCAUACUAUUCGAAGAGACAAGACGGGAGUACCUAGCCGCCGGAGACGCGAGCGGACUUUUAGGGCGGUCGUCGAAGCGCUUGUAUCAGUUCGUCCGGAGGUAUUUGAAUGUUCCCAUGCACCGCGGCGUGAUCGACCAUCCGACGUAUCAGACACCUGCUCAAAACGGGGUCACUUCGAUCGCGAACGGAGCAUCAGCGCAUGGGGACGAGUGGAGGAAGAAGACCAUUGGGCACUGGAUCAGCGUCAUUCAUGAGGCGAUCAAGAGCGAUGAGAUCAUGGACGUCGUGGUGGAGUGUUUGAAGGAUGGUCUGGUCGACGAGGAGCAGAAGCUUGAUGCGGAGAUGCGGGAGAUGAGCAAUGGCGCGAAUGGGAUACACUAUAGGCCGGUGUGA